AUGAGUUUAGAUGGUUCCGAACGCGAGCUAACAAAUAUUGAUCCUGUGCUGAAGAUCUAUCACGACUGUGACGAUGGAAUUUUGGCAAGUUUAUUAUUCAAUUACGUACAGUCGUUUUCAAACACUUCUCUUCAGCCAGGACAAAGGAAAGUGAAAUUCUACAUUCCAAAUUCCUACAUCUCUCCAGGCGGUAUCGCAAGACGUGUAUUCAAUCUUGGUUACCUCAAUUUGGAGACAAUAUUUCCAAAAGAAGAACUUUUGCUGAUGACAAUCUCUUCUUCAGCAGGAAUGGGUGAUGGUUGCAUAUUUGGCGGUACAGGUGACAAGGAGAUCACAGUAGAUGGGCCUGCAAAAAGAAAUUAUCGCGAUGAAACUGGAAAUUGA
This is a messenger RNA of Strongylus vulgaris, 384 nucleotides long. Lineage: Eukaryota; Metazoa; Nematoda; Chromadorea; Rhabditida; Strongylidae. The record is from the annotation of a GenBank genome assembly.